Molecule: messenger RNA, 1410 nt
Organism: Nymphaea colorata (pocket water lily)
Lineage: Eukaryota; Viridiplantae; Streptophyta; Magnoliopsida; Nymphaeales; Nymphaeaceae
Product: ubiquinol oxidase 2, mitochondrial-like
Exons: 4
Coding region: 103-1128 (341 amino acids)
Biological process (GO): alternative respiration
Cellular component (GO): mitochondrion
Molecular function (GO): alternative oxidase activity
Source: RefSeq, a predicted model, not a curated record
UCUUCGAGCUCGAAAAGUGUUUCUUUCUCUGUUCUCUCUCUCGACCCAUCGAACGAUACAGCAACUGUCGUUUCCGGUGCCAUUUUUCUAAGCAGGAGGGUAAUGGCGUCGAAGCUGUCGACGUUGGUGCUGAGGCAGGUCGUCUCCAGGGGGCACCAAGCCUCCCGCCCCUUCUCCACGAUCGCCGUCCGCUCGGUCCUCGUCAACGACCGAUCCGCUUCGCUUCUGCCCGGCGCCGCGGACCAGGCCGGAUGGGUGUGGUUCGCGGCUCGCCUGUAUCCGGCCCGCGCCAGCAGCACCGUGGCGGCGAAGGGGGUCGUCGGCCAGGAGGAGGCGACCUCGGCCGCCGGCGGCGACGAAAAGGACAAGAAGAUGGUGAGCUACUGGGGGAUCGCGCCGCCUAAGGUGGCGAAGGAGGACGGCACUGAGUGGAAGUGGAACUCUUUCAGGCCAUGGGAGACAUACUCCCCGAACCUGGAGGUUGACCUGCGCAAGCACCACCCCACCAGUAACUUCCUCGACAAGUUUGCCUAUUAUACCGUCAAAUCCAUGAGGGUUCCCACUGACAUCUUCUUCCAGAGGAGGUAUGGGUGCCGGGCGAUGAUGCUGGAGACGGUGGCGGCGGUGCCGGGAAUGGUUGCAGGGAUGCUGUUGCACUGCAAGUCUCUGAGGAGGUUCGAGCACAGCGGCGGGUGGAUCAAGACGCUGCUGGAGGAGGCCGAGAACGAGCGGAUGCACCUGAUGACGUUCAUGGAGGUGUCCCAGCCCCGGUGGUACGAGAGGGCCCUCGUCUUCGCCGUCCAGGGCGUCUUCUUCAAUGCCUAUUUCCUUCUCUACAUGAUCUCCCCGAAGCUCGCCCACCGCAUCGUCGGCUACCUGGAGGAGGAGGCCAUCCACUCCUACACCGAGUUCCUCAAGGAGAUUGACAACGGCAACAUCGAGAACGUCCCCGCUCCGGCCAUUGCCAUCGACUACUGGCGCCUGCCGGCCGACUCUACCCUCCGCGACGUCGUCUUGGCCGUGCGCGCCGACGAGGCCCACCACCGCGACGUCAACCACUUCGCCUCGGAUAUACAUUGUCAAGGGCAUCAGUUGAGGGAAACUCCGGCGCCUCUUGGGUACCACUGAGCGCUCUAUUUAUCAUCAAAAAGAAAUUGAAGGCCAAUGCUGUGGUGAAGAUGUUAUAAGCGGUAUAUGAGAUCCCUGUGCAUAGUUAUCUUGGUUGGCUACUUAUGUUUCAAGUAGGGGAGAGUUGUUUUUAACUGUCAAUGUAACGUUAAAAUCGUCUGUUUUUUUUUCCCUUCUCUGUAUACGUCGCCAAGCGUUGGUGGUAUUUGAGGGUUGUGCGCUUCGGUGUUGUGCAACCCCUAGAGAAUAAUAAGUCAUUGAAUGCGAUUCACUUUCGCCCCC